AUGGUGAUGGUGACUUUGUUGGUAUCAUCAGAGGCUGAGUUCGAGAUUAAGUUAAUGAUCGACAAAGAAGAUUGUUUUUCUCACAAGGUGAAUGGAUCUUCAGAGGAGAGGAUUGAAGGAAGAAAAGGACUGCAUAGCUUAUGCUUCACAAACAAAUCUGCUAACCAAGAGACUAUAGAUUUUGACAGCCACAUCACUCCUGAUAAUCAAUUCUAUGAACUACCCUGGGAAAACGAAGAUUUGAGCCAUUUGCUUGAGCAAAUACAGAGGCUGAGAGACAAACUGGAGAUUGUUGAGUUUGAGCAACAAUGGUUUGAGGCACAGACAGAGCAACAGGCCAAAGUGAUUGAGGCAAUGAGCAUAAGGGCAAUUCAGAAGGCCAUAUUCGAAUCAGCAGUACUCGUCGGUGCGAGCAGUCUACAAGUUUUCCUCUUACGACGCCUAUUCGAGAAGAAGGUCGGGAACCUAUAAUCAAACUCCUAUGGCAGAAACUCUGGCUAGUGGUAUAAGGAGGAUGGCAGAACAAGUGAUGCAAAGGCUGAAGAGUUUUCCAUUGUUUUUUCUGUUUCUUUUCUUUCUGAAACUAUAGAGCACAUCAUGUUUGGUUUGUGAGUGGUUCGAUAAUUACUUUCUAAAUGUC
Molecule: messenger RNA, 640 nt
Organism: Cucurbita pepo subsp. pepo (vegetable marrow)
Lineage: Eukaryota; Viridiplantae; Streptophyta; Magnoliopsida; Cucurbitales; Cucurbitaceae
Source: RefSeq, a predicted model, not a curated record